Pungitius pungitius (ninespine stickleback) is the source of this 4412-nucleotide messenger RNA. Its product is annotated as leucine-rich repeat-containing protein 24-like. The transcript has 8 exons. Gene Ontology annotation, molecular function: protein binding. The record is from RefSeq and is a predicted model, not a curated record. Bases 486 to 2333 code for a protein of 615 amino acids. NCBI's taxonomy places the organism in Eukaryota, Metazoa, Chordata, Actinopteri, Perciformes, Gasterosteidae.
ACCGUGCUGUCACAACGAUGUUGAUACGUAUCAUCGCGGUUUUGCUGGUGGGUAUACGGCGUAUACCUGCGUUCCACGUAGACUACACCACUACGAAUACCGAUUUUAUGCAGAUUUAAAUUGAAAUAAUAAAGAAUGCUUUUAUUCUGAAUAAUCGGGAACGGAAGUGCUUUUCGUUUUUGCUCCUGACGGAUCUCAGACUUAACUGAGAUCCUCUGGAGCAGCAAUUGAAUGAACGGUGCAGAUGAGCUGGAUGUUUGAUUAAACAGCGACACCUGAUCCGGUUCACGCUGGUUUGGACGCAGCGCUGCGGACUGAAGCUACUGUUUCCAUCGGUGCUUUUGUUGGGAGGAUCCGACGGGCCUGGGCCCUGUGGAAACAUCCAGCUGCUGUUCUUCUGUUGCCGUUACAUCGGAAUUAUCUGGAUUACACGCUGAGUGGUAGACGUCGUGUCAUCAUUGUCGGAGUCAGCGAGGUUACAUGUGAUGGCUGCGCUUUGGAGACUUCCUCUCUCUGUGCUUCUUCUGUGCCUGCACACAUUUUGUAGGGCAUCUCCUUCCUGCCCUGUUGGCUGUCGUUGCUACAGCCUCACCGUGGAGUGUGGAUCCACCGGCCUGAGAGACGUCCCCAAACACAUUCCUACAUCCACAAAGACCAUCUUCCUCCAGGACAAUGUGAUUGGUCAGAUCCGUCGACAAGACCUCAUUCUCCUGAGACACCUACACUACCUGUACCUGCAGAACAACACCAUCUCAGCAGUAGAGCCUGGCUCUUUCCAGAACCAGGGACAUUUGCUGGAGCUGGCUAUGAAUGGGAACCGGGUCCACCUGGUGACUGCUGACAUGUUUCAAGGACUGGGACAUCUCCGCAUUCUUUACCUGGCAGGAAAUGACAUCACCUGCCUACUAGACUACACCUUCCGUGGUUUACAGCGCCUGCAGGAGCUCCAUUUGCAGCACAACAAUAUAGAGAUAUUAGCUGACCAAGCUCUAGUUGGUUUGACUUCUCUUGCUCUGCUAGACCUGAGUAGGAACAAUCUUCACACUCUGGGCCCUGCAUCCUUGCGUCCUCUAGUCAGCCUACAGGUGCUGCGCGUUAUAGACAACCCAUGGCGCUGUGACUGUGCUCUCCACUGGCUGAGGAGCUGGAUUGAUGCAGAGGGCCAGAGGCUGCUCAGCUCUGCAGAACGUCGACUGGUGUGCACCCAGCCGCCGCGCCUCUCUCACCUCAGCCUGGUGGAGGUACCUCUCAAUAGCUUGGUGUGUAUUCCUCCACUAUUGCAGCUGGAGCCCAGGAGGCUAGCUGUGCGCCUGGGAGAGAGCCUCAGGGUGUCAUGCCAUGCCUCUGGUUACCCACGACCACAGGUGACCUGGAGAAAGGCGUCCCAGGGUAAAGUGGAGUUUUCUCCCAGAGGCCUAGUUCGAGAGUUGGAUGCAGGAGGAGGUGGAGAGGAAACCUCAGAAGAAAGCAAAGUUAGUCUGCAGAAGACUGAUGGCGAGCACUUUGACCCAGACACUGGCAGUGGCAUGCUGUUUCUCAGUAAUGUGACAGUAGCUCAUGCAGGUUUCUAUGAAUGUGAAGCCUGGAAUGCAGGGGGUGUGGCCAGGGUCACAUUUCAGCUUGCCAUCAACUCAUCAACCUCUUCUUCCUCCAUCUGGGCCUCAUGGUCCCAGGUGUCCUUGCCUUACUCACCAUCCUGGCCCAGGCUGAGGAGCCAUGGUACCGCUACAGGCUCAGAUGUGAGCAGAGAGCCCCUGUAUGCACUUGGCAGCAUGGCCUUCAGCGCUCUGGGAGCAGCCACUCAAACUGCUAUUGCUGUAGGCAUCUCGUUGCUGUCCCUGACUGCUUUGCUGCUGGUCGCCAUGAUCUACAGCCGACAUCACCAAAGAGAAAAGGAAGCUGAUGGAGCUGAGAAGGAGGAGAGCAUCCUGUAUGUUAAUGACUACUCUGAUGGCCCAACCACUUUUGCCCAACUUGAAGAGUAUCGUGAUGAGCGUGGCAAUGAGAUGUAUGUCCUCAACAGAGCAAAGCCUGUAUUGCCUUCUGCUCCUCCUCAUUCAGCCACAGUUUCCACCACAAACAUGGGUUGCCCCGUUCCAUCUGACACCUCAACCCACACCCUCUCCUCUGGGCCUUGCCAGUCCAUAAGUCCCAGUUUAGCCCCAAAGAAAAAUCUUCAACAGCAGCAAGACGGCGACAUACGGACCAUGAGGAGGAUGGCGGGAGAGGGAGGGGAAGCCAAGCCUGUGAUUGCAUCAGAGACAGAAGGGAUGUUUCUUAAUCACACAGGCCUGUUCAUGGAUUCCCAAAUUGCCUAUGAAAUCCACUGUUGAACAAUGGUAGAGUAUCCACUUCAGUGUGUGAAAGAGUGCAAAAGCCUGGUUUAUCUGAAAGUUGGGGUCACUGCGGGAAUGUACCACCUCUGUGGAAGGAUUUACUUUCUACAAGUCAAAUCCACACAUAAAGGCCCUUUUUGGAGGAUAAUUAACUUGCUCGCAAUUGGGUUUGAUAACACCAAGGGAAUUUCCUAUGGACAAACUGUCAUCAUGCCAAACAAAACAUCAGUGAGUGGCCUAUGUGUAAAUUGCCAUUCAAAUUUAACUGGCGUGUGUACUUAGCUGACCGCACCUGAAUUCUCCUGUAUGCAUCAAUAAUGUGAAACGGUUAACUUCCUAAAGAACUUUGAGUGUGGGGUGAGUAUAUUAAACUGUGGAAAUAUGUGGAAUAUUCGAUUUUAUGAGAACUAUUGUUAAUCUCUGGAAAUGUAAACCCUACAAAAAGAUAAAACAUGCUAUCUAUUGAAAAUGCAAGACACAUGUAACUGCAGUCUGUUAUUUCCUAUCCAAUAAUUACGUUUAUCAUUCUGUAAGACAUGGCAUGACGUAUGACGUGUUGUACUUUUGUCCAUCUGGGCACUGGUAUUUUAGCGAGGGUAUAUGUUGUACAGAUAAAAAAUCCCUGUGAGUCCAACUUGUAAUUUGAGCUAUACAAAUCUAAUUGAAUUUUGUUAGAAUAACCUAAUUGCAAUCCAAUUUCCUUGUUAGGAAGUUUCAAAAGUACUUAUAAAGCAUUUAUAAUGCAACACCAUUAUAUGUUGACAAAUGUAUUUUGUCAUUUAAAUGAAUGUCAAAACGACAAUAAUUAUCAUGUUGGCAAAUUAAUGGUUGUUGGAAAAAACUGCAACAAUUAAUACAACAGAGUCUGCUCUUUCAAAUGGAGACACAUGAUGUUCUGGGUCAUCUGAUGAUGAUAUUUGUUCGUCGAUGUUUAUAAUCGUGCGACAAAAAUGAUUUACAUCCGACGUCGGACUACAAGCACUUUUGCCCAGAGAACCCCCCCCCACCCCCUCCCCCAAAGCAUGUUUAUCUUCCAACUAUAUAUAUAUUCCUGCUCCAAAGAUAAGGACCUUUGAGUACACUUGGCCCAUGACUAGUAUGUGUGUCAACUCUUUCUCCUGUUUGGAAACAUUAAAUAUCCUGUUUCGAUGAUUUUACACUGGUGUCGAGUGAGAAUUUCACUCGAUCUUCAGAACUCUUUUUCCUCUCAAGGUUUAGACCUGAAACUGCACAGGGAGUCUGGAACUCUUUUCAAAGCCCUCUGCUCUAGUCCGUUAUAGGAUUGGUCUGGCUGUGAGGCCAUGAGCCGCUUGAGUUGGAGGACGAGAUCCGUUUACUGGCGAAAACGGACCGGUGUGUUUGAACAAAUCAGUAUCGAAUACUAUUAACAAAUCAUGAUAUCAGGAAACUGAUAGUUGCAAUGUUCAUUGACACACUGUCAACCAAUGCUUCUUGAAAGUUUUGACCCCUUUCUUGCAUACAAUUUAAUAUUGAUUAAAAAUCAAAACGCAGAUUGAAGAUCUCCGGUUGCAAAACUGUAGAUGAAUCAUAUCAUGGUAGUUGUCAUUAGUUGAAAACUAGAAAACAAAUACGCUUUGAAUGCCUUCCGUUUUAUACCUUUUCUCAGUCUCCCAAAAAAGUGAUGGAAAAGUACUUAACUUAGUUUAAACAAAUCAGGUUGUAAAACUAUUCACAGUUCAUAUCAGACAGUGACAGAUUCAUGUCAAAUUCUUUUUGAAAGUUUUAGACCCGUUCUCAUCCCGGAUAUACUAAUAGUGAUGAAAAAUAAACACGUAGUUUCAAGAAAUAGUCGAAGUAUUGAUACAAAGUAUCAGUAAGUGUGUUCAAUACUUUUUCCCUGUGUCAUUUCACAUUAUUACACAUAACUUGAUCUUGAACUUCUUUGUUAUAGUCUUUGUAUGUAUUGGAUUGUUACCAACAUCUGGUGAACAUUUCAUGUCAAUAGCUCCUUUGGAAAUAUAUUUACUGAGAAAAAUGGUGAUGUGUUCAAUUCUUAUUUCACCUGUUGUAUGUAAGCUUUUUACCUUGAAGAAAGUAAUAAAACAUUGUCAAAUA